AUGCCGCCUCCACCUCCAUGGCCACUUGCUCCUGCUCCUCCUCCUCUCCACCCGACCUCGCCGGCAGCAGCGACAGUCGGCUCCGCAUCUUCCCAGGCCGCGCCCGCUCGCCGGCCGCGCUCGCCCGUCCGUGCCCAGGCCGCGCCCGCGCUCGCCGGCCGCGCUCGCCCGUCCGUGCCCAGGCCGCGCCCGCUCGCCGGCCGCGUGCUCCCGCCACCGCGGGGCACAAAGGCCAUGGCCAGGGCGAGCGAGGCAGCAACAGAGGCCGCGGGGGCGCGUGAUGCCGGAGCAGCAAGUGGCGGGCGGAGCCGACGAGGCUGUGCGGCGGCAGCAAGCAGCAGGCCACGCACAUGA
This is a messenger RNA of Aegilops tauschii subsp. strangulata, 354 nucleotides long. The record is from RefSeq and is a predicted model, not a curated record. Lineage: Eukaryota; Viridiplantae; Streptophyta; Magnoliopsida; Poales; Poaceae.